UAUGCCCAAUACAAUGGAACGGUCAGACCAGGAGGCAAUAUGACGACCGCAAUCAUCACCCGUAAUAACGCACAGAACACUUCCGAAAUCUACCGCCUCAUCGGCGACGAAUUUUCGGUGCAGGAGGUCCUGAACGCUCUGGUAUCCAACUGUACGGUCAAGAACACGACACUGGAGUCCUUCAGUCCGGAGGUCUACGCCUACCCUCAGCCGGAGCAAAUCAUCCAAUGGUACCGCGCCUCUACCUUCGGGUUGGGCCUGGAUACGUACAACAAUUCCGCCGCGCUAGCUUCAAAUAUGCCCUCAUCAAAUGACACGAGCCCUCCUCCCCUCAGCUCAGCCACUCCCCUGCCCGCAGGGCUGAACAUGACUUUCCUGACCUGUUUAAAUACAACUAUCGCCGCAUCCCUGCCCUUGAUGGACCCG
Molecule: messenger RNA, 426 nt
Organism: Gloeophyllum trabeum ATCC 11539
Lineage: Eukaryota; Fungi; Basidiomycota; Agaricomycetes; Gloeophyllales; Gloeophyllaceae
Exons: 1
Source: RefSeq, a predicted model, not a curated record